This is a messenger RNA of Camellia sinensis, 2785 nucleotides long. The record is from RefSeq and is a predicted model, not a curated record. NCBI's taxonomy places the organism in Eukaryota, Viridiplantae, Streptophyta, Magnoliopsida, Ericales, Theaceae.
ACGGUGACCUAAAACCCAUACGAGAGCACUCGAACCAGAGACAUCAAACUCCCCAAAAUCUCAGCAAUCAUGGCGGAUUCUCACCAUUAGACAUUCUUCCCCAAUCACAUCUCACUCCAUCUCUCAACAAAAGUUGUAUAUAUAUAUACACAUAUACAUACACAUAUUCAGAGAUUUAGCUGAAUUGGAGAGAGAUGAGAUCAAAUCCAAGCCUAGUAUGUCUCUUGAUUAUUGUCACUCUGAGUCUCCUUCUUCUUCAUUCAGACUCUGCACCUCAAGCUUUUCGCAGAGAUCCAGGGCACCCUCAGUGGCACCAUGGUGCCUUUCAUGAUGUCAAAGAUAGCGUCCGAUCGGACGUUCGUCGCAUGCUCCAUUCUCGCGCUGAGGUUCCAUUUCAGGUCCCGCUUGAAGUAAAUGUAGUCCUUGUUGGUCUCACUGGUGAUGGUGGCUAUAGGUACUCAAUUGAUUCACACAAAUUGGAAGAGUUUCUGAGAGUCAGCUUCUCAUCUCAUAGGCCCUCAUGCCUGGAGACUGGCGAGCCCCUUGAUAUCGAGCAUCACAUAGUGUAUAAUGUCUUUCCUGCUGGGCAGCCAGAAUUGAUAGAACUUGAGAAGGCACUGAAGGCAGCAAUGGUUCCUGCUGGGACUUCUAGAGAGACUGACUUUGGAAGAGAGGUGCCUGCUUUUGAGGUGGAUGCAAUGGCUGUGGAGCCAGUUUUUCAUAGUCUUUAUUCAUACAUAUUUGACAUGGAGAGUGGGAGAUAUUCUGGAGAAGAGAUGGACAGACCUGUGCCAAGUGCAAUAUUUAUUGUUAAUUUUGAUAAGGUCAGAGUGGACCCUAGGAAGAAGGAUAUUGACCUCGAAAGUCUAAUGUAUGGAAGAAUUUCUCAGCUAACUGAGGAAGAGAUGAAAAAACAAGAGGGAGAUUAUGUUUACCGUUAUCGUUACAAUGGAGGUGGUGCCUCUCAGGUUUGGCUGAGCUCUGGCAGAUUUGUUGUGAUCGACCUCUCAGCAGGCCCUUGCACAUAUGGAAAAAUUGAAACCGAAGAAGGCAGUGUCAGUUCCAAAACACUCCCCCGGUUACGGAAUGUGAUGUUUCCUAGAGGCUUGAGUGUUGCUAAUGAUCAUUCUGCCCAUGAUAUUUUUGUUGGACAAGUGGCUGCUCUGGUUGCAACUACAAUUGAACAUGUUAUAGCUCCUGAUGUUAGGUUUGAAAUUGUUGAUACCACAACGAGGUUGCUUGUACCAAUCAUUGUCCUCCAUAAUCAUAAUCGGUACAAUAUCAUGGAUAAAGGCCACAACUACAGUGUAGAUAUUCAAGCUAUUGAAGCAGAGGUAAAGAAGAUGGUUCACACUGGGCAGGAAGUAGUAAUGAUAGGGGGUAUGCAUGCUUUACAUCGCCAUGAGAAGUUGGCAAUUGCUCUUUCAAAAGCGAUGCGAAGCCAUUCUCUUCAAGAGACAAAGACGGAUGGACGUUUUCAUGUUCAUACAAGGACAUAUUUGGAUGGAGCCAUUCUUAAAGAGGAGAUGGAACGAUCUGCUGAUGUGCUUGCUGCAGGUUUGCUUGAGAUGUCCGAUCCAUCUCUUUCUAGUAAAUUUUUUCUUCAGCAGCACUGGAUGGAUGAGUCUGAUGGUUCAAGUGAUUCAGUUUUAAAGCAUAAACCUCUUUGGGCUACUUAUAGCUCCAAACGUGGCAAGGACAAGAAAAAGAGAGCGGAAGAAAAGAAACAAAAAGGUUUAUACCGGACAUAUGGGACAAGAAUCAUCCCUGUGUGAGGACAUCCCCCUAGCUUGCUAUUUUUUUCUACAAGUCAAGCCAUUUGGUAUUUUUCUUUUAUUGUACUUGAGCAUCAAAAUGAAAAGAUACCCCUAAGUUAUGUCUCAGAAACAGAGAGAAGGCAUGCUAUCCCAUCACAGGCGCAGCGGCAUAUAUUGGCUGGCCUGGCUUCUGUUGUCGGUGGAUUAAGUGCACCAUAUGAAAAGGCUUCUCAUAUACAUGAAAGACCGCUUGUGAAUUGGCUAUGGGCAACUGGUUGCCAUCCAUUUGGACCAUUCUCUAAUACUUCCCAAGUUAGCCAAAUGCUUCAGGAUGUUGCAUUGAGGAACACAAUAUAUGCACGUGUAGAUUCUGCCCUUCGGCGAAUUCGAGAAACAUCAGAGUCAGUUCAAAUUUUUGCUGGAGAAUACCUGAAAACCCCUCUAGGUGAACCAGUGAAAGGAAAGAAGAACAAGUCUAGCACCGAGCUGUGGGUGGAGAAGUUCUACAAGAAGACGACUAACCUGCCUGAACCUUUCCCACAUGAAUUAGUUGAACGACUAGAGAAAUACUUGGAUAACCUUGAAGAACAGCUUGUAGAUUUGUCUUCCCUGUUAUACGAUCAUCGCUUACAAGAUGCGCACUUGAACAGCUCAGAGAUUCUCCAGAGCUCCAUCUUCACCCAACAGUAUGUAGAGCACGUUUUGGCCAAUGAGAAGGAGGAAAUGAAAUGCUGUGCUAUUGAAUACAAAUUUCCCGUGCAGUCUUCCCAAAAUUUCAUCUACGCUGGAAUUCUUCUUGCCGGAUUCUUUGUAUAUUUUGUAGUCAUUUUCUUUUCAUCGCCUGCGCGCUGAUGUAACAAAAUCGCAAUCCUCACCCAGAAAUUGUUCCAAAUUUUGUGAUGCUCAGUUACGUCCACAAAUACAUGUAUCUGCAUAUAACACUUUUGAUAGAUAGAGGAAAAACUUAACAUGAAAAGCUUCUUUAUCAAUAUCUGAAAUAUCAAAACUAUGACAUCUUUUUGAGUUUA